AUGGCUCUGAAGAAAAAAUCUGUGUCGAAAUUUUGGGCAUACUCGGACGCUUCAGCAUUCGAGGGUGCUGGCCAGGAAAAGCUCCUCUCGGAGGGUGCGACUGAGAGAUGUGGGAUUUCUGGCGAGAGAUGGCUUGAUGUUAGCUGGGGAAUUGGCGACAGUAGUGACAAUCGGAACAUCGGCAGAUGCAGAUGCAGCGGAAUCCAGUUCUUUAACAGUGGCGGUGGCAACUAUUUGAUCAUUGGCAGCAGCAUUUGGAACACUUUAGGUAGUGGUGGUGGUAACCGGAAAUUUGCCAACAACAACGGGGGCAACAGUGUUAUUGGCGGCCGUAGUAUCAACAGUGAAAGAAACAACACAAAAGUCCAGGGUCUCUUUGGUGUUAUUUUCGCUGCUACAAAUACCUCCAAGAUUUUCUGCAAACUUAAGACCAGCGGCAAGCGCCACCGUGGCUCUGAAGCUAAGGGUUAUUACCAGUGA
This is a messenger RNA of Kickxella alabastrina, 480 nucleotides long. RefSeq lists its product as uncharacterized. The record is from RefSeq and is a predicted model, not a curated record. Bases 1 to 480 code for a protein of 159 amino acids. Lineage: Eukaryota; Fungi; Kickxellomycota; Kickxellomycetes; Kickxellales; Kickxellaceae. The transcript is spliced from 4 exons.